Molecule: messenger RNA, 558 nt
Organism: Recurvomyces mirabilis
Lineage: Eukaryota; Fungi; Ascomycota; Dothideomycetes; Mycosphaerellales; Teratosphaeriaceae
Exons: 2
Coding region: 1-558 (185 amino acids)
Source: RefSeq, a predicted model, not a curated record
AUGGAAGGCUCUGCUAUCCUAUCGUACUUGACAAGGCACUACGAUCCCGAGCACAAGUUGAGCUUUACGAACGAUCCGGAGCUUAGUCAAUGCGAACAAUGGGUUGCAUGGCAGCAUGGUGGGCUAGGACCGAUGCAAGGACAAGCCAACCACUUCUACCGCCUUGCGAAAGAACGCAUCCCAUACCCAACCCAACGCUACGUAGGCGAGACCGAACGACUCUACGGCAUCCUCGACAGUCGUCUCGCCAAUCACGAGUAUCUCGUGGGCGAAAAGUACAGCAUAGCCGACAUCGCCAACUUCUCCUGGGUGAACGUCGCAUACUUCGCAGGCGUACAGCUCCACGACUUCCCGAAUCUGUAUAAGUGGUGGGAGAGGAUCAACGCAAGACCGGCUGUGCAGCGAGGAACCGCUAUACCAGCCAAGAGUGAUAUUGUAAACGAAAGAUAUCAGGAGCGGCUGAAGGAGGAUUCCGAGUUCAAGCAGAAGGAGGAUGAUUUGGCGGACAUUGGUAAGAAGGCGAAAGAGCAGUACAACUACAAAUACUCGAGUCCGUAG